AUGAAUCCGCAAUCACGAUCGACGUCCUACUCGUCGACCCUAGCACCACGAGCAGUGCGACGCCCGUCCGUCAGCUCGAGACUGUCCUUUGCGGUUUCCAACGCCGAGAGGGGGGAGAACAGUAAUGGCCAGGGGAUGGCGGUGCAACACCAGAUAGAGGAGGAGAUAGCAAAGAUCAAGCGCUACGAGGUUGGAUUUCACAACCAUCGGUAUGCUCCUCCCAACCCUCAUGACCAUGGGCGCAUUGCCAGCACUGACCAAACUCGGAAAACAGACUGGGUGCAAGACGCCGCCCGCGAACAACUACGCAGAAAGUCACGAAGGAAACGAACCGCGGGUCUCUACGACACAGGCCGAUUCGACUGGAAGCAGAGGAUACUAGAGUCUUACGAGGCAGCACAGGGAUGGAUCGUCGUAACCAUCAUCGGCGCCGCUAUCGGCCUCAACGCCGCCCUUCUCAACAUCAUCACCGAAUGGCUUUCCGACAUCAAGCUUGGGUAUUGCAAGACGGGGUUCUACCUGAACGAAAACUUUUGCUGUUGGGGGGAAGACAACGGGUGCGCCGACUGGCAUAGGUGGACGGGGUUUGAGCCAGUGAAUUAUGUUAUUUAUAUCAUAUUUGCGGUUGGUGUUGACGGGAUGCCUUUGUGCUCUGAAAUUAUGCUGACUGGGGGACAGAUUUGUUUCUCUUUUACGGCAGCGACGCUUGUCAAGUCAUACGCCCCCUACGCGGCUGGAUCGGGCAUCUCAGAGAUCAAAUGCAUCAUCGCAGGCUUUGUCAUGAAGGGCUUUCUUGGUUUCUGGACCCUCCUCAUCAAAUCCAUCGCCUUACCUCUCGCCAUCGGUUCUGGUCUCUCGGUUGGAAAAGAAGGGCCCAGCGUCCACUACGCCGUCUGCACGGGCAACGUCAUCUCGAGAAUGUUUACCAAGUACAGACGAAACGCCUCCAAAACCAGGGAGAUCCUCAGCGCGUGCGCCGCGGCAGGUGUGGCGGUUGCUUUUGGCAGUCCCAUCGGAGGUGUGCUCUUCUCUCUUGAAGAGAUGUCUAGUUACUUCCCCCUCAAGACAAUGUGGCGCAGUUACUUUUGCGCUCUGGUCGCGACGGCUGUUCUCGCGGCCAUGAACCCUUUUCGUACUGGACAGCUGGUUAUGUUCCAGGUCAAGUACGACAGGACGUGGCACUUUUUCGAGGUGGUGUUUUACAUCAUCAUUGGGAUCUUUGGGGGGUUGUAUGGUGCUUUUGUCAUGAAGUGGAACCUGAGAGUGCAGGCGUUUCGGAAGAAGUACCUGUCCAACUACGCCAUCUUGGAGGCGACACUGCUGGCGGCCGCGACGGCGAUUGUCUGCUACCCCAACGCGUUUCUGAGGAUUGAGAUGACGGAGAGCAUGGAGAUUUUGUUUUUGGAGUGUGAAGGCGCGGAGGAUUACCACGGGUUGUGCGAGCCGGAUCAUCGGCUGAGGAACGUGGUUUCGUUGUUGGUGGCUACGGUGGUGAGGGUUUUCUUUGUUAUUAUCUCGUAUGGGUGCAAGGUGCCGGCUGGGAUAUUUGUGCCGAGCAUGGCGAUUGGGGCGUCGUUUGGGAGGACGGUGGGGAUUAUCGUGCAGGCGUUGCAUGAGGCGAAUCCGGGGAGCGUGUUCUUUUUGACGUGCCAGCCGGAUGUGCCGUGCAUCACGCCGGGAACGUAUGCGUUUUUGGGGGCGGCGGCAGCAUUGAGCGGGAUCAUGCAUAUCACUGUUUCGGUGGUGGUUAUUAUGUUUGAGCUUACGGGGGCGCUGACUUACAUCCUUCCGACGAUGAUUGUCGUCGGGGUGACCAAGGCAGUCAGCGAGUUGUUUGGGAAGGGGGGGAUAGCGGAUAGGAUGAUUUGGUUCAGCGGGUUUCCCUAUCUUGACAACAAGGAGGACCACAAUUUUGGGGUGCCCGUGUCCCACGCUAUGAUUGCGGAUGUGGUGUCGAUCCCUUCGACGGGUCUCACGCUCAAGGCGGUGGAGCGACUCCUCUCCAAGGACUCUUACCAAGGUUUCCCAAUUGUGGACGACGAAAACAACAAGAUCCUGCUAGGUUACAUUGGCCGGACGGAGCUCUGCUACGCGGCUGAGCGCGCGAGGAAAGAGAGGACCCUUUCGCCUCUGGCAAAGUGCACCUUUGCUCCUCGGACUAACAUCGAACCAAUCCCGACAAUCUACGCCCCGGCCACCCCUUCUUCGUCUUCCGCUCCAUAUGGGGAGCAACACGAACCAGACUACAGCACCUCGACCCAGACGACGAUUGAUUUCUCGCCUUAUAUCGACCUCACGCCCUUGUCGGUCCACCCUAGGUUGCCGUUGGAGACGGUGAUGGAGCUGUUUCGAAAGAUUGGCCCGAGGGUGGUGCUGAUCGAGCAUAGGGGGCGCCUGAUGGGGUUGGUCACGGUGAAGGACUGUCUGAAGUAUCAGUUCAAGGCUGAGGCGGCAGAGCAUGGGGAGCGGGAGAGGGAGAUGCUGGGGAUUGAGGAGGAGGGGCAGGAGAGGGUUUGGGAGGUUAUGAGGGGGGUUGCGGGGUGGGUCAGUGACAGGGUGUCGGGGUGGAGUGGGGGGAGGGUUAGGUUGAGGGAUAGCUGGGAGGGGAGUAGGAGGCAGGAGGCAGGGGGGAUAUUGGAGGGGACGGAGAUGGAGCUUGAUGAGGGGGGUGGGGGGUUGGAGCAGGAUGGUGAGGAUGAUGAUGGUGGUGGGGGAACGAGGCGGAGGGGGAGUACAAGGAGGUGA
This is a messenger RNA of Podospora anserina S mat+, 2745 nucleotides long. RefSeq lists its product as uncharacterized. Gene Ontology annotation, biological process: transmembrane transport; intracellular iron ion homeostasis; intracellular copper ion homeostasis. Lineage: Eukaryota; Fungi; Ascomycota; Sordariomycetes; Sordariales; Podosporaceae. Bases 1 to 2745 code for a protein of 914 amino acids. Gene Ontology annotation, cellular component: endoplasmic reticulum; fungal-type vacuole; membrane. The transcript is spliced from 2 exons. The record is from RefSeq and is a predicted model, not a curated record. Gene Ontology annotation, molecular function: voltage-gated chloride channel activity.